ACCGUGGUGCUUGGGAUGUACUGGAAAAUGUUAACCCUUCCUUUAUUAAAAAAUCAAAAUAAUGGUAGAUGGGGGGACCCCAGUGCCCCUUGCUGGGUCUUCCUAGGAAAUGGGGGCUGGCAAGAGCUGUUGCUGUGGUGGGCCUGCCCAGCAGGGGCUGAGGGCCUGUCCUCCUCCUGCGCAGAGCUGCCCGAGAACUGGACAGACACUCGGGAGACACUGCUGGAGGGGAUGCUCUUCAGCCUCAAGUAUCUGGGCAUGACGCUGGUGGAGCAGCCCAAGGGCGAGGAGCUGUCGGCCGCUGCCGUCAAGAGGAUCGUGGCCACGGCCAAGGCCAGCGGGAAGAAGCUGCAGAAGGUGACUCUCAAGGUGUCUCCACGGGGGAUUAUCCUGACUGACAACAUCACCAACCAGCUCAUUGAGAACGUGUCCAUUUACAGGAUCUCCUACUGCACGGCGGACAAGAUGCACGACAAGGUGUUUGCGUACAUCGCCCAGAGCCAGCACAGCGAGAAUCUUGAGUGCCACGCCUUCCUCUGCACCAAACGGAAAAUGGCCCAGGCUGUCACCCUCACUGUAGCCCAAGCCUUCAAAGUCGCCUUUGAGUUUUGGCAGGUGUCCAAGGAAGAGAAGGAGAAGAGGGAGAAAGCCAGCCAAGAGGGAGGGGACAUCCUGGGCAGGGGCCACUGCGACAGCACCCCCUCGUCAAAAAGCCUGGUCGCCACUGGGAACCUGCUGGACUUGGAAGAGACAGCCAAGGCCCCGCUGUCCACAGUCAGCGCUAACACCACUAACAUGGACGAGGCACCGCGGCCUCAAGCCUUGAACAGCAGCAGUGUGGUCUGGGAGCUGGAUGACGGCCUGGACGAAGCAUUUUCAAGGCUUGCCCAGUCUCGGACGAACCCUCAGGUCCUGGACACUGGACUGACAGCACAGGACAUCCAUUACGCCCAGUGCCUCUCACCUGUUGACUGGGACAAGCCUGACAGCAGCGGAGCCGAGCAGGAUGAUGUCUUCAGCUUCUGAGGGCCCGGGGCUGGCGGGACUCAUGACAGACCAACGCCACCUGCAGUGGGGGCAGCUCCAGGACCCCCAGGCACCGUCUUCCAGUCGGUGAGCAGCACCGUCAGCCUGCAGACCAAAGCUGCAGCCAGUCUAGCAGGGGGAAGGAGAGGUUUUUUUAACCCCGCCCUUUCCCUAAGAACUGGAAGAUGCCUUGAAUAUUUA
Messenger RNA from Ceratotherium simum simum (southern white rhinoceros), 1227 nucleotides. Lineage: Eukaryota; Metazoa; Chordata; Mammalia; Perissodactyla; Rhinocerotidae. The record is from RefSeq and is a predicted model, not a curated record.